Molecule: messenger RNA, 2986 nt
Organism: Vigna unguiculata (cowpea)
Lineage: Eukaryota; Viridiplantae; Streptophyta; Magnoliopsida; Fabales; Fabaceae
Product: G-type lectin S-receptor-like serine/threonine-protein kinase CES101
Biological process (GO): protein phosphorylation
Cellular component (GO): plasma membrane
Molecular function (GO): protein serine/threonine kinase activity; ATP binding
Source: RefSeq, a predicted model, not a curated record
UCCUGUAAAGUUAUUUUUCAUCUCUCAAGCAUCCACAUGUAAAACUCCUUCAUCAUAUACAACGUCUUGGUCCGUGGCGGAGGCUGACAUUGGUGACGGUGCCCUAAGAUGCUGAUCUCGUGCUAAUGACGAUGCACGUAGGUGGUUUCGCGGUCGAACAUGUUAGAGCCGCUUCCGACCACACGCACAGAGAAUAACCCUACGAUAUCAGAAAUAGAACUAACAAAGAAACCUAAUCCGUUCAAAACCGUUUGAUCAAAUCUGAUUUUUUUUUUUCCGAGCGAAUUAGAGAACUGACAAAAUUGAAGCAUUUCGUUCUCGCAUGUUCUUCCGCUUUGGACAUGAGAGAUAGCCUGUUCGAUUGUUGUCAGAAGUCGUCGUGGGGCGCUGCUGGUGCGACGAUGGCCGGAUCGGCGACGCUAAGGCUCUUUUCACGAGGUCUCCUUCCACGCUGCGGCGUCUCACGAGCGAGUUCGUCAUUGCCAACCGCCACAUGUUGAACCCAUUCGGUGCAUAUUGUUACAUUGCCGGGCGAGAACCGAAGAUGGUGAGUUGUAAACCUCAAAAUUUUGUGUAUGCUUUGAGCUUCUGGUGGUGGAUCACUUGUAACCACGUUACCUCCCAAAAGAACAGUUUGAAGCCUGGAGAAAAUCUGAGUUCCUGGGGCCUGGUUCGUUCUGAAAACGGUUAUGGCCUUGGGUUUCAAACACUUGACAACUGCUGUUACUUGAUCAUAUCAGGUUUAGCCCCCAAAUAUGAGUAUUGGCCGGCUUGGGUUGGUAAUAGAAAUCAACCUGUUGACAGGCAUGCAAGGCUGUUGCUAAGCCGCUCCGGUGUGCUGAAAAUAGAAUCCAAACAUAGUAAACCCAUCAUCCUUUAUUCUUCACCACAACCUUCCAAAAACACUGUGGCCACCUUGUUGGACACAGGCAACUUUGUGCUGCAACAACUUCACCCCAAUGGAACAAACACUACGCUGUGGCAAAGUUUUGAUUACCCUACUGAUAAUUUGUUCCCUGGGAUGAAGUUAGGUGUGAAUCACAAGAGUGGUCAUAAAUGGUCACUGGUUUCGUGGUUGACUUCUGAAAAACCAAGUCUUGGGGCAUUUGAACUUGAAUGGGAACCCACUGAAAGGGAAUUGAUCAUCAAGCGAAGAGGAAAAUUGUGUUGGGCAAGUGGGAAACUGGAAAACGGUGGAGUCAUGCACGACACACAUUACGUGAUUGUCUCAAACGAAAACGAAAGCUACUUCUCAAUCACCACUUUCAAUGAAGAGCAUACAAGAUGGGCGCUUUUAGAAACUGGGCAGCUGAUAAAUCGGAAUGGAGUUGAUAAUAAUGUUGCGAGGGCUGAUCUGUGUUAUGGCUACAACGAAGAUGAAGGGUGCCAACGAUGGGAGGAGAUACCCUUAUGUAGGCAUCGUGGUGAUGUAUUUGACAGCAGGGUAGGGUACCCCAAUGAAAACAUGGCAACCCUUCUAGAAAAUUCGAGUUAUGGCCUAAGUGAUUGUCAGGAUAUGUGCUGGAGAAACUGCACUUGUUUUGGAUUCACAUACUUUGAUGAUGAUGAUGGAACUGGUUGUGUGUUCUUUCUGUGGAACUCUACGACAGGUACUACUGUUGCAAGUGGGGGCCAUAAGUUUUUCGUACUUACAAACAAAUCCCAUAACAAAGGUAAAAAAAUGUGGAUAUGGAUAACUGUUGUAUCAGUAGUAGCUGCUCUGUUAAUAAUCUGUGCAAUUGCUCUUGCCAUAAAGAAAACUAAAAGUCUGCUUGAAGAGAAAAAAAGAAAAGGGGUGGCUGAGAAUAAUAUGGCAGAUUUAGCAACAUCAAAUAGAUUCUCUGAUGUCAAUGCCGUUGACAAUGAAUUCAAGAUGGUACAAAAUCUAAAUGUGUUUCACUAUACAUUAGUAUUGGCGGCAACAGACGAUUUUUCUCCUGAAAACAAAUUAGGGCAAGGAGGAUUUGGACCUGUUUAUAAGGGAAUCCUUCCUUCUGGGCAUGAGGUUGCCAUAAAAAGACUUUCGAAAACAUCAAGACAAGGAAUUGUAGAAUUCAAAAAUGAAGUGGUGCUUAUAUGUGAACUUCAGCACACGAAUCUUGUACAACUACUUGGGUAUUGUAUUCAUGAAGACGAAAGGAUUCUGAUAUAUGAGUUCAUGUCAAACCAAAGCUUAGAUUACUAUCUAUUUGAUUGUAACAGAAGCAAGUUAUUGGACUGGAAGAAGCGAUUCAAUAUAAUAGGAGGAAUCUCUCAAGGAUUACUCUACCUUCAUAAGUACUCGAGACUAAAAGUAAUUCAUAGAGACUUGAAAGCUAGUAACAUACUUCUUGAUGAGAAUAUGAAUCCUAAAAUUUCUGAUUUUGGAUUGGCAAGAAUGUUUACACAGGAAGAAUCCAUGAGAAAUACUAGUAGGAUUAUUGGAACCUAUGGUUACAUGUCUCCUGAAUAUGCCAUGGAAGGAAUUUUUUCUACAAAAUCUGAUGUAUACAGCUUUGGAGUGUUGCUGCUUGAAAUUGUUAGUGGGAGAAGAAACACUAGCUUAUAUGAUGUUGAUCUCCCUCUUAAUCUAAUAGGACAUGCGUGGGAGUUAUGGAAAGAAGGUGAACCUCUCCAAUUAGUAGAUCCAUCAUUGAGUGAGUCAUUUGAUAUUGACGAAGUGAAAAGAUGCAUUCAAGUGGGUCUCUUAUGUGUAGCACAAUAUGCAAAUGACAGACCAACAAUGUGUGAUGUUGUAUCAAUGUUAACAAAUGAAAGUUCAAAACUUAGCUUGCCUCAAAAACCUGCUUUCUAUUUGGAAAGAAGUUACUUUGAUAACAAAACGUCUUCUGAAGAGUUAAAUACUAACUCUAUGGAAGAAAUUACUACUUCCACCUAAGUUGUAGAACGAGAUUUUGUUUAUCUGCAUUUUUUUUUUUGUAAAGUUUAAUCUCCCAUAAUUAGUUAGCUUAUUUGUAUAGGGUUUAAUAUCAAUUUUAGUUCUCUA